Venturia canescens is the source of this 1653-nucleotide messenger RNA. RefSeq names its product ubiquitin-conjugating enzyme E2 G1 (gene Ube2g1). The record is from RefSeq and is a predicted model, not a curated record. Gene Ontology annotation, molecular function: ubiquitin conjugating enzyme activity. The coding region runs from base 126 to 632 and encodes 168 amino acids. Gene Ontology annotation, biological process: protein polyubiquitination; ubiquitin-dependent protein catabolic process. The transcript has 6 exons. NCBI's taxonomy places the organism in Eukaryota, Metazoa, Arthropoda, Insecta, Hymenoptera, Ichneumonidae.
GCCAGUUGCGCACGCGCGUCCAUUGCUUCCGUGACCGUACCUAUAAGCCAUCUUUUCCCCGAAGUCAACGCAAAAGUGAUUGUUUUUUCAACUUUAGGUCUUAUUUAAACGAAAACUUUUUAUUAAUGUCAGAGCCACAGUCCGCGCUUCUACUAAGAAAACAAUUAGCAGAAUUGAAUAAAAACCCAGUUGAAGGGUUUUCAGCUGGUCUAAUCGACGACAAUGAUAUAUAUCGCUGGGAAGUGCUUAUUAUUGGACCUCCGGACACAUUGUACGAGGGAGGUUUCUUUAAAGCACAUUUACAAUUUCCCAAAGAGUAUCCACUCAGGCCACCGAGAAUGAAAUUCAUCACAGAAAUUUGGCAUCCCAAUAUUGAGAAGAACGGGGAUGUUUGCAUAUCCAUUUUGCACGAGCCUGGUGAUGAUAAAUGGGGCUAUGAAAAAGCAUCCGAACGAUGGUUACCAGUCCACACGGUCGAAACAAUUUUAAUCAGUGUCAUUAGUAUGCUGGCUGAUCCAAACGAUGAAAGUCCUGCCAACGUGGAUGCAGCUAAAGAGUGGAGGGAAAGUUAUACGGAAUUCAAACGAAAAGUCGCAAGGUGCGUCCGAAAAAGCCAAGAGGAGUGUUUGUAGGGGCGGGGAAGAAACAAAUAUUCAAACGGAAAGACUUAUUUAAUUCUGGGAAGCCGCGAGCACUGUAAGAAUUAAAUCGAAGUUGAGCAUAACGCUAACCCGACAUCAGUGCGACUGGGGCCCGUCCUCAAGCAGAAAACAAGCGACAUAAAAAAAAAAAGAAAAAAGCGAAAAAUACAUGAAGAACGAACGAGAAAGAAUAGAAAGCGUGAUCAGGAUGAAAAUAGGACUGUCGUUCGACAGCAAUUUUGUUUUCACUCUCUGAAAAAUCGCUACCGAUUAUACCAUCCAUCGAACACACAAAAAAAGAAAAACAAAGAAUCACAAGGAAUCAACACAUCCGCAGCUCAUCUUUUACAUGAUAAAAAAUUGAAAGAGAAAAACGAAAGGAGAAGAGAGAAAAACAAAGAAACGAAAAAAGAAACUUAACAGCUAAAAACUAAUUUACGACUAUACAUAAUACAAAAAUCAUCUGUAUGAAUACUACUUUAAUAUUAAUAGUUAUUGUAAACUCGAACUAUCUCCCGCCCCGGAAUUUUCUGAAUUCCGUCGCCCAAAAAUUUUUCCUGCCAACCGCGCGCCUACCAUAAUAGCUGCUCCCACCUUUUCCGCUCUCCUGCCCCCGCCCCUUAACUCCUCUUCUUGUAAUUUAAAAUAAUGCUUAAUUUGAUCAUUUAAUAACAAUUUCCUAGCGUUGUUUCGUAUUUUCUUACUUUCGUAUAUAUAAAUAAAUUUUUGUAAAGUCAAAUGAGCAGGAUGCAAUAAUACGUCGAUGUAAAAGUGAUAAAAGGGAGUGAGAAAAGUGGGAAUAAAAAGGACUCUCGUCCUUUUCCCUCUGUGCUAAAUUCGCAACGACAAAGAUGUCAGUUCUGCUUGUUUAUCGUCAAACUACCUCGGAACGUUCCUUCGUUUCUUGCCAUAGUCUCAUUGUUCAAAAGUGAAACAUAAUUUGGUAAAAUUUUUGAAAAAUGAAAAAACACAAGAAAAAAUAAUAAACGAAGAAUUACCGGUUUACUCCUAA